Molecule: messenger RNA, 1044 nt
Organism: Nicotiana attenuata
Lineage: Eukaryota; Viridiplantae; Streptophyta; Magnoliopsida; Solanales; Solanaceae
Product: mucin-6-like
Exons: 2
Coding region: 1-1044 (347 amino acids)
Source: RefSeq, a predicted model, not a curated record
AUGAAACGAUUCAGCUCCUUGGGAACGUGCGCCGCUGUAACCGCUGGUGCAAAGCUACGUUUCGUUUAUCAACCGGCUCUUCGGCUUCGAAACCGUCGUGACGGCAUAAGAAGUAUUAAAAAGACGCCUCCGGACAGUUUCGAAAUUUGGAAUGCGACCAAAGAAAAACACGCGGAUCUGACUCCCUCCAAGAUUACGUCACAAACAUUAUCCGUCUGCCGAGGUCGGCAAGAUACGACCCCGACGAACGGAGGGACUAACUGUAUUGAGUUUACCUUCCAACCUUUGCUACCUACUGUAUCUCAUUUGAUCUCUUCACCUGCUAGGAUUCUCCCUUUAUCUCAUACGCAAAAUACUCCAACUUCUAAUCAAAUUCCUAGUUUAACUCCAACUAAUCUUCUUGACAAUAUUUCUCCUACUUCUAAUCAGAUUCCAAAUGUAUCUCCUUCUAAUUUGCUUAAGAACAUUUCUCCACCUUCAAAUCAGAUUCCUCAUUUAUCUCCAACUAAUUUGUGUAAGAAUAUUUCUCAAUUAGUUUCACCGCCACUGGAUUUUAGGCCUUCUCCUACUUGUUCACAAUUUUAUCCACCUUUCAGUGUUGAUUCCUCAUCAGCUUUGACUUCUUCAUAUUUGUCUCCAAUUAGAUAUAAUUCAUUCUUAUGUAAUAUUCCUUAUGAAUUUCAAAAUAUACAGUCUUCUACUUCUCCUAUACACAGUAGACUUGUAAGUCCUUAUCCCUCUAAUGUUCGAACUACAUCUUCUCCUCUCUUACCUUCUUCUACUCGUGCAACAACUAAUACACAUGCUGGUCCUUAUCCCUUUUCAAACGUUGAUGUUCCAUACCAUUCUACUUCCUCCACCAUACGUUCCCCUACAUUAUCUCCUCCCAUAUUACGUCACUCUCCUCACACAAUUCCUACUCUUCCAAAAAUUCGUCAUAUGGUUACUCGUUCUCAAAUAGGAAACCUUAAGCCUCGGGUUCUUCCUUAUCUAAGAAAGACAUCCAUCCAUUCCUCCCGAGCCUACUUCAUUCAAGGAAGCUAA